UCCCACCCACUCGACGUACCAAAGCAUAUUCGCACCCUUGUUUCUUCUCUCCCCAUUUUCGAUCCUCGUUCCCACGUUCCCACCCUCUCCUAAUCCUCCUCCUGACAGGCAUGAGCUCCCGCAACCAAGACAACUGGGUCCCCUUGCCGCCGGCCAUCAAUCCCCUCGCGGCGGUCAGACGAACCACGACAACCGUGUGCUCGAAUGCACAACACGUAGCUAUAAAUCAGGCCGCCAUCGAGCAACUGGCCAAGAUGUGGGCAACGGACGGGGGCGGCGGAGGGGCGAGCGUCGGGUGGGAGGAGUCUGGCUGGCACUACUCCGACGACGCGGCGGUUGGAGGAAACCUGACGUGCACUUACGUCUUUGUACUGGACUGCUUGAACUUCUGCUUCUGGCCGACGCCCGGGCUGGAGUACGAGCACCUGGCGUUCGGCCUCAAGGCCGCCGUGCAGCGGGACCCGCUCGCCCUCUCCGCUGACCGGCUGGCGGUGGCGACGGAGGACACGAUUCGCCAAUGGUUCUGCGGGUUCGACAUCCCGCAGAUCUCGGAGCGCGCCGCCAAGCUCCGGGAGCUGGGGUGCGUCCUCCAGGCGCACUUCGGCGGGGAGGCGGCGCUCCUGGUCGCGCGGGCGGCCCGCUCCGCGGCCCGCCUGGUGCGUCUACUCACCUGCCUCCUGCCGGGCUUCCGCGACGAGAGCCUCCACCAGGGCAGGCAGUGCUUCUUCUACAAGCGCGCGCAGAUCCUGGCGGCGGACCUGUGGGCGGCCUACGGCCGCCCACCCCCCGGCUCCGGCAGCCUAUACGCGUUCGAGGACAUCGGGGAGCUCACCAUGUUCGCGGACUACCGGGUGCCGCAAGUCCUGGCGCACCUCGGCGUCUUGGAGUACAGCCAGGCGCUGGAGACGAAGAUCGACGGGCUCGAGCGCCUGCAGCCGGGCAGCGAGGAAGAGGUGGAGAUCCGCGCGAUGUGUGUCCAGGCGGUGGAGGGUCUGAGAGCCGCGCUCGCAAGGCGAAACGUCGUUGUGACCAGCGUGGAGAUAGACUGGCGUCUGUGGCACGAGGGCGACAGGAUCAAGAAGGACAUCCAACCACAUCACCGGACGCUCACCUGUUUCUAUUGACGGCGUAACUAACUUUUGGGGCGGCGGUGGCGGCGCCGGUGGCGACCGCGGGGGGCGAAGCUGGGCGGGAAUCAUACUUACAUCGGAGGGUAACGGGAGAAAAAAGAAAUCAUGUCAGUUUCUUGACUUGCUGAGAGAGUGCCCCUUCGCGAACCGUGCGAGAGGGCGGCGGGGCUGUGUCUUGAGUGGCAAGGAUUGUUGUGGUGUGUUUAUGUCGGUGAUGUAUUGUGUGUGUGGCACGUGAAGUCUCAGCUUCUGGGACUCAUCUGUCUACAAAUACUAUCAGAGUUGUGCUGUCCUGGACUGGACGCAACGCGCCAGCCGCAGGUAGUGCGCUGAGGGAAAAGGAGGGAGGCGGGACGAGGAGAAGUCCGCGGGAGGUCUUGGUGUCGCGCGUACACAAUUCGCAAAUAUGCGCUCUUUUAGAGGAGAUUUGUCGGAUUCUUGCGGGGUUGGCAGGGCGCAGGGAACAGAUUAUGGUUGGGCCCAUCGACCGAUCGAAUUGGUCAGGGUCAAGUUUGUCUAGGGUAUCCCGAGAAUCAAAGUGGUAAAGAGGUGGUAGGUAUUUGAAUUCUUCGGUCCGUCACUGUCGGUUUCUGAUCUUGCGGAUUCUUUGUCGGUUUCUGAUCUUGCGGAGCCCUUCGGGUUGCACUGCUUGGCUCUUCGGAACGGCCGUUGGAUCCGCCUCACGUAGCAGUAGCUCAAAUGUCUUGCAUGGGUGGUUUUUUCGUUGAUUUCGGGACGGUGCAAAAGUUCCAGAGGUUAACCUACCCCCCCCCCCCACUCCGCGCUGCCCGCCGUCUCCUGACAAUACCGUAGGAGUUGAUUUUGAGCGUUUAGUAUUCUACGGCGACGAUAAAGAGACAAGGGGAAAAGGGGGCGAGGGAGAGGAGAGUCGGAACGAAUGAAAGCCCUUUCGACCUUCCCCGUGGUUAAUGACGCUCCCCCAUUUAUUUGAAUCGCGCACUUGGGGUCAUGUACGUCUCGUUCCUGUGGUCCGUGUGUGCGUGCAUGCGUGUUUUCUGAUCUAAUCUGGCACGUUCUUUCCCCCAACUUUUUGGGAGUGUUCCUUGUGUUGAGUUUGUUGUGUUUCCGCCGAAGAGACAACCUGCUGUAAAUAUGGGCAGAGGAGAGGGCUAGCUUCGUUCGGCGUGUCGUUGCGUGCGCACUUCCCUACAGAGUGCGCACGCAACGACACGCCGAACGAAGUAGAAUGUAGCACUCCACUCCCCCUCACAAGCGGAAAUCUUGAUGGCAAUCACGAAGUUCUAUUUUUCGGUUGUGUGAAAGCUGCUGUUGUGGUGCUUAUUUUUUUGUCCGCCUGGUCUGCGUGUUGCGCGCCCCGGCGCGGCGACGGUGACAAGUCUUUGUUGCGGAUGAGAGUUGGCUGUGAACCGUUGAGGUUGCGCUGUCAGUGGCGUUGAUCGAUGGCAUGCAGCUGUCCCCGAGUAGCCGAACGACAUGGUCAGUUGCCAACCAGCAGAAACAGCAGUCGCACAACUGAUGGCAACGUCUAGAAGGAUUCUAAUGCUUCGAAGUAUCCCGUAGUAUCACAUGCUUCAGCAGAAGGAGUUCUGUAUAUGAGUUGACAGACAUAUGGUGUGCCGGCCACUCACGUUCAAAAGGGGGCCGGGGGGG
Ectocarpus sp. CCAP 1310/34 is the source of this 2762-nucleotide messenger RNA. The record is from the annotation of a GenBank genome assembly. NCBI's taxonomy places the organism in Eukaryota, Phaeophyceae, Ectocarpales, Ectocarpaceae.